This is a messenger RNA of Limulus polyphemus (Atlantic horseshoe crab), 1567 nucleotides long. It is a transcript of the gene S2P, whose product is annotated as membrane-bound transcription factor site-2 protease-like. Bases 15 to 1112 code for a protein of 365 amino acids. Gene Ontology annotation, biological process: membrane protein intracellular domain proteolysis; regulation of response to endoplasmic reticulum stress. Gene Ontology annotation, molecular function: protein binding; metalloendopeptidase activity. Gene Ontology annotation, cellular component: cytoplasm; membrane. NCBI's taxonomy places the organism in Eukaryota, Metazoa, Arthropoda, Merostomata, Xiphosura, Limulidae. The record is from RefSeq and is a predicted model, not a curated record. The transcript has 7 exons.
AGUAAGUCAAGGUUAUGCCGGGAAUUAAUCUUCCUUUGUCGGACAUCAUGUAUUACCUGAUGACUCUCCUUGUGUGUAGUGUGAUUCAUGAAGUGGGACAUGCUCUUGCUGCUGUAAGAGCUAAUGUCAGAAUCCAGGGAUGUGGACUUUUUGUUUUUGGUAUUUUUCCUGGAGCUUUUGUGGAUCUUCCAACAGAACAUGUCUCCAUGUUGUCGGCAUGGCAACAGUUGCAAGUGUUUUGUGCUGGGGUGUGGCACAACAUGAUACUAGCCGGUACUGCUGCCUUGCUUUUAAUGAUGAACCCUUACUUUGGUAGCUUGAUGUACCAGCAUGAUGCUGGAGUCACUGUUGUCUCUGUCGACCAGAACUCUGGGAUUUCUGGACCAACAGGACUAGUUGUUGAAGACCAAGUGUCCGCGAUAAAUGGUUGUCCGGUGAGAAAUGAGGAAAUGUGGAGAAAUUGUCUGGUGGCAGUGGCAUCAAAACCACCAGUUGGUUAUUGUGUUGGCAGAAAUUUUCUUGAAUUAGAAAACAAACAAGUGUUAGAUUGGACAGUGGGUAGUCAAGACAGUAACUGUUGUGGGAAUAUCAGUGAAAGUCGACUUUGUUUUGUUGAACAAGUUAGAAAGCACUACUACUGUCUUCCAGUUCGAAAGAUGCUAACAGAGUUCUCUGGUACAUGCAACUCCAGUAGUCCAUGUCGAAAUGCUGAAUUGGCUUGCCUGAACCCUUUGUUGGACAACGUUACACGCUUGGUAUCCGUGAAUCGUGAGGGUCGUGACAGCGUGCUUUUUGUUGGACAACCUGCUGAAAUUUUCAGUGCAGUAGGUGUGUCUGACUGGAUAUCCAAGUUUUACAUGGUGCCAUCUAGAGUCAUCCACGCUUAUGAAACUUUUUUAAAAUACAUAGUGUCAUUUUCAGGAGCUUUAGCCAUUUUGAAUUUAAUACCCUGUUUUCGUCUCGAUGGACAGUGGAUUGCCCAAGCUAUCAUAGACGUGAUUGUUCCUGUGAAAAGUUACAGAAAUAUUAUCGGUAGCUUAGUGGUUUAUUCUGGUACAUGUAUACUAGGGUCAGUUGUUUUUCUUGGUUUGUGGAGUCUGUAUCAACAGUGAAGGGUUGCUACAAGUUCUUCACGUCUGUUAUUCUUCAGUGGAAGUGUAUAUUUGAUUUGUACAUUACAGCUUUAAGAAUCCACCAACUGUGAAAGUAAAUGUGUGACCAUUUUUUCUAUCUUAGCAAAGAAAGUUUUGGAUCAGAAGAGAGUAAAACAAAAACUAAUAUUUGAGGCAUAAGUCAAAUUUUUUUUACACUUUUACACUCGUGGCAUUUUAAAAGUAAUAUCACAUGGCUAGGCCUAUGUCUACGGACAAUUUGCAAAUUGAAAUCUGAAAUUCUUUAACAAAGGGUAAGGAAGGGUAAUUUAUUGAUGGUUGGUUACUGUAACCUGUAACAAAAUAUUACAGCAAGUUGAAGUGAUGUUAAUAAAGAGCACGUUAAGGAAUUUAUCCAUUUUGAGGUUUUUAGAUAAAUCUAACUUUAAUAUAAAAUUAAAUUUUUAUACCAAAUC